Messenger RNA from Canariomyces notabilis, 840 nucleotides. RefSeq lists its product as uncharacterized. The transcript has a single exon. NCBI's taxonomy places the organism in Eukaryota, Fungi, Ascomycota, Sordariomycetes, Sordariales, Chaetomiaceae. The coding region runs from base 43 to 486 and encodes 147 amino acids. The record is from RefSeq and is a predicted model, not a curated record.
GCGACUUGGAAUACUGGAUAGUCACAUGUGUUUGCAUUAGUAAUGCAGAACAUGCUGUUGCAUCCGCCGGGUUUGGCGGCCCUCCCAUCGGGUAUAGCGCUGCGUCAGACUCGUGUGCUCGCACGGCCCGGCUACGCCCGCAACAUAAAUACGAGCCGAUCCUCUCUGAUGUCGCUUUGUUGUACUCUCGACUUCUUCCUUCAUUCCUCUCCCUUUUCCUUCACUCGGCCCCUGCCUCCUGAUAAUGCGCUCGUCGCCAAUACCUCUCUGAUCGCUCAUUUCGCCAAGGCGGCCGCGUUUCCCUACCGACCACCCUUUGCCUUCCCCUCUUUCCGUCGCCUCAGAGCCUCGCCUAUCGCCUCUCGCGGAGUACUUGCGCUGUUUGGCAGCUAUUUCCCCGGAGCCCUUCUCCUUACCGCUUGCGUUCCGGCCCAUUCUCAUUACGGCUUUCACUCGCCUUAUUCUAAAAUUUCAACUCGACUCUGAGCUUCAUCUACACUAAGCGAUCGAAAUCCGCCUGCUCUCUGCCAUCCAGGAUGCCUCCCUUUGUCCGUGGCGGGCAACGUCGCGUCUGCCUGGUAGGUCCCCUGUAAGAGCGGUUUGCAAUGCAUGCUGAUUCUGACCAGUCACAAAAAUGCCGCAGAUGUCAACUGCGUCCGAUAUAGAGACACUGACCUCCAGAUGCAGACAUUCCCAAUUUGCUAGGUACGAAGACGCCUCCUAGAUAAUCUCGUAUUCGGACCGAAUGUUGGCGCAGCUACAGCGGAGCCUGCAAGAGAUGGUUACAAGAAGGGCAUGUUCGCGUUCUAAUUGACUGUGAUCUGUUUCUGGGUUACACGC